Molecule: messenger RNA, 1264 nt
Organism: Sesamum indicum (sesame)
Lineage: Eukaryota; Viridiplantae; Streptophyta; Magnoliopsida; Lamiales; Pedaliaceae
Product: Ankyrin repeat family protein
Biological process (GO): protein K6-linked ubiquitination
Cellular component (GO): BRCA1-A complex; BRCA1-BARD1 complex
Molecular function (GO): protein binding; ubiquitin-protein transferase activity
Source: RefSeq, a predicted model, not a curated record
CUCUGCACGAAAGCAUAAUCGACUUAAAAUACUCCAAGCAAUCCCAACAGAAAAACGUGUUUUUAAUGUUCAUCUUGCUUUCAUUUAGUUUAGCGUUUCAUAUUCAAGUCCCCAAUUAUCAGCUUCUCUGGAGUUUAAACAGCAUCCAUCCAUGGCGAUGGCCACUCUAACCACACCAAAACCCUGAGCACUGACUAGUCUUUCUUUGUACUCUCUCAGUUUUCUAAUUGAAAGGGAAGAUGGGGAAGAAGCGGUCGGCGGCAAACCCUAAUUCCGGGAACGAGGAGCUGCACGCGGCGGCUCGAUCGGGGGACAUGAAGGUGGUUCAGGCGAUAUGCAGCGCCAAUCCGCUUGCCGUCAACUCACGUGAUAGGCACUCCCGUACUCCACUACAUCUAGCAGCUUGGUCAGGGCAUUCUGAAGUUGUAAAUUAUCUCUGUAAGAACAAGGCUGAUGUUGGUGCUGCUGCCAUGGAUGACAUGGGUGCAAUUCACUUUGCCGCUCAAAAGGGUCAUCUCGAGGUUGUUAAGACUCUCGUGGCAUCUGCUGCCUCUGUCAAGUCUUCUAACCGGAAGGGCAUGACUGCUCUUCACUAUGCUGCUCAAGGAUCUAACCUAGAACUCGUCAAGUAUUUGCUGAAGAAAGGUGCAAACAGAGAUUUAAAAAACAAGGCUGGAAACACUGCUGUCGAUCUUGCAAGCAGUGAAGAAAUUCGCAAAAUCUUGAUCGAAUAUGAAUCUUCAUCUGGCAAAGUGGCUUUAAAUGGUAAACAAAAAGGUGAAAAUGCUGAAACAGAAAUAUCAUCUCAGGAAAAAGUGGAGGGGUCCAAUAGCAAUGCUGAUUUGCAUGGAGGUGAAACUGCUGAAGAAGGUAAAGAUGGAAUCCUAAAGAGGAAAGGCGAAGAGGAAACCAAAGAAAUCCAAACAGUAGCGAAGAAGUCCAAGGUUGCUCUUAAUCAUCUCCUAGCUGCAGAUGACACACAGGAAGAAGAAGAAGAAUAGUAGACGUUGUACCGGGAAGAAUGGCUUCAUGGCGCAAGUUCCUCAACAACUGGUAAUUAUGAUGUCAUUUUGGUGGUGGGUUGUAGAGCUAACAUGUUUAAUCUUGAAGCAUUUGCGUUUUAACAUUACGAUGUAUUUCAAAAAACAUCAAGCUCAGAAUGUGUACCCUAGUCAGCAUGUAGUGAGAACAUUCAAAUUAAGUCAUUACAAAUUCCAGUUGAAAUGUUAACUGCCAGACAUUGUUUGGCUCGACUUUCGUUCAA